AUGCGACUGCUUAAAACCCCUUUGGGGGUAUAUAAGUUACAAUCCUUUGGCAAUGGUCAGUGGUUGCAGGACAACCGGCAGGCGAGCUACGAGGCGGAGGACGCGCGAGCGCGGGGGCGCGGAGGCGUCUACUACUCGCCGCCGGGCACCUCCUACACCAUCGUGGAGCGACCAGCCUCCUCGCAUGGCCACCACGCCCCCUACUCGCACCAUCACUACCCCGGCAAGCUCUCCCGUGCGCCCUACCUGGGCUCCUCCACCAUCGCAAACAGUGCAGGUGCAACUAGCUUAAGGAACAGCACAAACCAUUUAAGCGCAACAAAUGGCAAGAAGCGGCCGAUAUCUCCGGAGCAGGUGCUACGGCUGUUCGGACAGGGCGGCGCGGCAGCUCUGGGCAAGGCGCUGCCGCCCUCGCAUCCGCCCGCCCCGCCACUCGCGCCGCUACCAGCGCCGCUGCCAGCCCCGCUGCCUACCCGCCGGCACUCGCCCGCCAGCAGCCCCAGUAGCACAACACAUCAUGCGAUAUAUCGAGGCGGGGAGCGGGAGCGGCCGUAUUCGUCCGGGGGCGCGGCGCCGGCGCUGGCUGAGCCCGCCACGCGCACCGUCACCAUGAGCCGGGACCCGGCAGACUCGCACGGCUUCGGCAUUUGCGUUAAGGGCGGUAAGGAAGCAGGGGUGGGUGUGUACAUAUCCCGCGUGGAGGAAGGCUCGGUGGCGGAACGCGCGGGCCUGCGCCCCGGGGACUCCAUCCUGCAGGUCAACGGCACGCCCUUCUCCGGCAUCUCCCAUGAGGAUGCCCUCAAGAUGCUGAAGUCGUGCCGUCAGCUGACGAUGACGGUGCGUACGGCGGGUGCGCUGGUGGGCCGCGCCUCAUGUUCCUGGAUGGACCGCUACGGCCGGCCCGCCUCUCCGCCGCCGCAGCGCCCUUUGCGCUCCGCCAGCAAGGACCGCUCUAUUCGCAGGGUGGACCUGUGCAUAGAACCAGGCCAGUCGCUCGGGUUGAUGAUCAGGGGCGGCCUAGAGUACAAUCUGGGCAUCUAUAUCACGGGCGUCGACAAGGACUCCGUGGCUGACAGAGCAGGCCUCAUGGUGGGGGAUCAGAUCCUGGAGGUGAACGGACAAUCGUUCGUGGAAGUGACACACGAUGAAGCUGUGGCGCAGCUUAAGUACCACAAACGCAUGUCGCUGCUAGUGCGUGACGUCGGCAAAGUGCCGCAUGCCUGCACCGCCUACGGGGAACGAGAUGCCGCACCCAGAAUAAGUGGUUGGGGCAAGCGUCGUGGUGCAGCAGCGGUGGCGGUGGAACAGAAGGCGCGUUCACUGCUGCCGGCCAGCGACCUGCCUGCGCUCGCCUACUACAUGGAGGAGUACGCAGCGCGCCGUCUCACGCCAGACGCCUUCCUCACCGUGUUGCGCGACUUGCUCGACACGCCGCAGAAGUACACUCUACUGACUGAGAUCCGGGAGUUCCUGGUGCCGGAGGACCGGCCGAGGUUCGACGAGCUCGUCUACAGGCGCGGUGAUGAAGUCACUGAACAUCAUAUAAAGCGCGGCGGUGAGCGUCACAUGCUGUCCUCCUCCACAAUGCACGAACUUCACGACCCGGAGGGGCCGGCGGAGGCACCGCUGGUCGUGGACCACCGCUCCCCCUCUGAGGACUCCGGUCUGGGCCUCCCACCACACGACCACGCAUACAGGAGCGGGCGGCCGUGGCGGGCCGACGCGCCGCCGCAUGAGGACGACCUCGACGCACCACAUGAGGAAUACGAAGAGGAGGGACGUCGGUCGCGGCGGCACUCGUCACCGUGCAACUCCAGAGAGGGCAGCACUACCGCCUUGCACACACAACACUACGAUGACACGGAUCAGUGCGGCUAUCUCGAGGGCCUGCGCUCAUCACUCGGUGGCUGGACGCAGAAAGUAAAGUCGUGGUACUGGGGACGACCUCUAGAGUUGGCCCAUAAGUUGUCGAGAAGCUUCGACAUGAAGGAAGACGGUGGCGCGGGGUCGGAGGAGCGCGCGGGCAUGCGCCGGCACCAGUCGAUGCAGCGCCUGGCGCACGGUGAGACGCAACUCGAAGAGAGCCGCGCGGCGCGCGUGGUGCCUGACCAUCACGGCAACCUGCACAUCACCGUUAAGAAGACUAAACCGAUACUCGGGAUCGCGAUAGAGGGCGGCGCCAAUACAAAACAUCCCCUGCCGAGAAUAAUCAAUAUACAUGAACACGGUGCGGCGUACGAGGCUGGGGGCCUGGAGGUGGGCCAGCUGAUCCUGGCGGUGGACGGGCGCCGGGUGGAAGGCAUGCAACAUCAGGACGUGGCCCGGCUUAUAGCGGAAUCCUUCGCCCAGAGAGAGAAACCGGAGAUCGAGUUCUUGGUCGUCGAAGCAAAGAAAUCAAACCUGGAACCAAAGCCGACAGCUCUAAUUUUUCUGGAGGCCUAACAUCUACUGUCCCUCCCCGCCAGCGACCCUCCGGCCGCGCUGGGCAGCGCGAUGCCGGGGGUCGACCUCACC
Papilio xuthus (Asian swallowtail) is the source of this 2514-nucleotide messenger RNA. RefSeq names its product whirlin protein dyschronic (gene dysc). Lineage: Eukaryota; Metazoa; Arthropoda; Insecta; Lepidoptera; Papilionidae. The record is from RefSeq and is a predicted model, not a curated record. Gene Ontology annotation, molecular function: protein binding. The transcript is spliced from 18 exons. Gene Ontology annotation, cellular component: plasma membrane; cilium; stereocilia ankle link complex. Bases 1 to 2442 code for a protein of 813 amino acids.